This is a messenger RNA of Haemonchus placei, 432 nucleotides long. Lineage: Eukaryota; Metazoa; Nematoda; Chromadorea; Rhabditida; Trichostrongylidae. The record is from the annotation of a GenBank genome assembly.
AUGGCUCGCAGCCGCAGCAGGAGCAGAGAGCGCCGCCGACGUUCACGUUCGGGAGACAGGAAGCCGCGUGAUAGAAGUCGUGAUAGGGAUGACCGAAAUGGAAAGCGGAGACACAGUAAGGAGCGGAGAAGCAGAAGCAGGAGUCCAUAUGAGCGACGUCGUAGUCGAAGCAGAGAUCGGCGAGGUCGAGAUGACAGGCGUCGGCGGGAUGACAGAGAAAAGCAAAAGCAAGAACCGAUUUCCCUUGAUCAGCUAGUUAAUUGCGAACAGGAUAUUUCUGCACUGAUGGGCUUCACAGGAUUCAAUACUACGAAAAACAAAAAGGUACACGUCAAUUACGAUGGUGCUGUCAAAAUCAAUAAACCUCGUCGUUACCGUCAAUACAUGAACAGAAAAGGUGGAUUCAAUCGGCCACUGGACUAUAUUGCGUGA